Molecule: messenger RNA, 3396 nt
Organism: Diabrotica balteata
Lineage: Eukaryota; Metazoa; Arthropoda; Insecta; Coleoptera; Chrysomelidae
Source: the annotation of a GenBank genome assembly
AUGAAUACACCACGAACUGAACUGAACGCAAACCAAUACAUACCACAAGUGUUCCCCUACAGUAGAAACAACAUAGAUCAACAUAUACUUAAUAGACUACGUAGGCAACUUGGUGAAGCCAUCAAAGCCGCAAACAACGAAACGUUCGAACAUUACAUAACAAACCUUAUAAACGGCGGUGCCAAAGAUGGAUUGGACAUGAAUCUGGCGCCGGCUUGGCAAAAGGGGUACACCGGAAAAGGGGUAGUGGUGUCGAUCCUCGACGACGGCAUCCAGACAAACCAUCCCGACCUGGCACAGAAUUACGAUCCGCUAGCCAGUACUGACAUCAAUGGAAACGACGAUGAUCCCAUGCCUCAAGAUAACGGCGAUAAUAAACAUGGAACGAGAUGUGCAGGAGAGGUUGCAGCAGUAGCUUACAAUCAAUUCUGCGGGAUCGGUGUAGCCUACAACGCUAGUAUAGGAGGCGUACGUAUGUUAGAUGGUGUAGUAAACGACGCAGUUGAAGCCAGAGCCCUAGGUCUAAAUCCAGAGCAUAUCGCCAUCUACAGCGCUUCCUGGGGGCCUGAAGAUGACGGGAAAACCGUAGAUGGUCCCGGUCCACUAGCGAGGCGAGCCUUCAUAUAUGGAGUAACCAGUGGUAGAAAGGGAAAAGGAUCAAUUUUCGUUUGGGCUUCAGGAAAUGGAGGCCGACAUACGGAUUCCUGCAAUUGUGAUGGGUACACUAACAGCAUAUUUACCUUGAGUAUAUCCAGUGCUACUCAAGGAGGUUACAAACCUUGGUAUCUGGAAGAGUGUUCUUCCACAUUAGCUACAACUUACAGCUCAGGAACACCUGGACAUGACAAAAGCGUCGCAACUGUUGACAUGGACGCUAGAUUACGUCCAGACCAUAUCUGCACUGUAGAACAUACUGGAACUUCAGCUUCAGCACCUUUAGCUGCUGGAAUAUGCGCCCUAGCCCUUGAAGCCAACCCAACAUUGACGUGGCGAGACAUGCAAUAUUUAGUAGUACUCACUUCAAGAGCUCCACCACUGGAAAAAGAGGCUGGAUGGAUAGUAAACGGUGUUGGGCGAAAAGUUUCCCAUAAAUUUGGUUAUGGUCUGAUGGACGCUGGUGCUUUGGUUACUUUAGCUGAAAAAUGGACUACGGUACCACCCCAACACAUCUGCAAAAGUCAAGAAAUUGUAGAAGAUCGACCAAUUAAUCCUGCCUAUGGGUCCAGUUUGAAUUUCAAUAUGGAAGUAGACGCCUGUAGUGGUACCCUGAACGACGUCCGGUUUUUAGAGCACGUGCAAUGUAAGAUUUCUUUACGAUUCUUUCCCAGAGGAAACCUUCGUAUACUGCUUACUUCUCCGAUGGGUACUACUAGUACUCUUCUCUUCGAAAGACCAAGAGACGUUGUUAGCUCUAACUUCGAUGACUGGCCAUUCCUAAGUGUGCACUUCUGGGGAGAAAAGGCCGAAGGAAAAUGGAGAUUACAGAUUAUCAAUUCCGGAAAUCGACACGUUAAUCAGCCUGGAGUACUAAAAAAGUGGCAACUGAUCUUUUAUGGUACAUCUGUGAAUCCCGUACGUCUUCGUCCUCCAAAUGGAGCCAGAUCUACCCCAUGGAAGUCUCCGUUAAAUACAUUUACCUUUCCGACACAAGCUCAACCCGUAAAUCCCGUUACUGACAAUUUUUUCGAAGAUAAUAUAUUUAAGAAUUUCCAAGACUUUCCUAACAUAUACUCCUUCUCUGGAUCUGAUCCAGAAGAAGCGAUCAGUACUCUAGACGGCAAAGGAAAGAGAACCGAAGUGCGUGAUAACCAGGACAACGAUCUGGAAAACGAGGAGGAAACCAAAGAAGGCUGUGAUGAACAAUGUGAUGAACAAGGAUGUUUUGGACGAGGUCCUACUAAGUGUAUAGCGUGCAAGAAUAAGAGAAUGGAUAAAACGUGUGUGUCUACGUGUCCCCCGAGAAGUUAUUCCGACUCCCAAAACGUUUGCCAACCCUGUCAUGAAGCCUGCGAAACGUGUACAGGUCCAGAUCAAAAGAGCUGCUUGUCGUGUUCUCCUGGACACGUGAGAGUCAUCGACUUGGAUAUAUGCUUGCAACAAUGUCCUGAAGGAUAUUAUGAGAAUUUUGCCGACAGAACCUGCAUUCCUUGCCAGCCCAACUGCGCAGGUUGUCAGGAUCGUCCAGACCAUUGUACCAGCUGUGAUCACCACUUAUUAUUAUUCCAAAAUAGAUGUUUAGCUUCGUGUCCCCUUAGUACUUUCGAGACUGACGACUAUGGUUGUGCAUCAUGUCACGAAUCGUGCGAGACCUGUACAGGAUCAAACAGUUCUCAAUGCAUUUCCUGUCCCACCGGGAGGUUCUGGCACGAAGGACGAUGCAUAAAAGAAUGUCCUGCUCACCAUUAUGCCGAUUUGCAGCGGAAAGAGUGCAUAGAGUGCCCGCCCGGUUGCAGUGAAUGUAACAAAACAACGUGUAUCUCGUGUUUGGACGAUUGGAAGGUGAACAGCAAGGGACGGUGCGUUUCGCAAAACAGCGAUAAGUGCGAUGUUGAUCAAUACUACGACAGCGGCCUAUGCAAACCAUGCCAUUCCACGUGCGACUCUUGCGACGGACCUACAGAAAAAGCCUGUAUAUCCUGUGCCAGUCCGUUAAUCCUUCAGGGUACUAAGUGUGUAGGAAAGUGUGACAAAGGUUUCUACAACGAAAAAGACAACCAAGUUUGCGAACCAUGCCUACACGCAUGCGCAAGAUGCGUCGCGAAAACAAAUUGUACAGAAUGUAGAAGUGGACUACAGUUACAAAGCGGAGAAUGUCUCACUACCUGUGCUGCUGGUUACUACAGCGAUAAAGGUAUGUGUUUGAGGUGUUACAUGAGCUGCAAAACGUGCAGUGGUCCAGGUACAGAUCAAUGUGUGAGCUGUCCUAACGGAUGGCAGUUGCUAUCUGGGGAAUGCCGACCCGAUUGUCCAGAAGGAUACUAUAAGACGGAAUAUGGCUGCCAGAAGUGCCAUUAUUCUUGCAGGAAUUGUCCAGGCAAGUUACUAGAUCUAUGUUGCAAAAUGCAAGAGGGUAAGAGGAAAAUAAACGUAGAAGCUCUUCUUCUAUCCGCCCAACCAGUUUCUACUUUACAGAUAGUGAACCCGUUCAAUUUUAUUACAGGAAUAGCAAUAAUAGCAUGUCUGUGUGUCAUUAUACUUUUUAUCACCAUAUUCAUCAUACUGCAGAAGAGCAGCAUCCAGGCCCAACAGAGAGGCUACAGCAAAGUGUCAAUAAAGAAACCGAAGGUGACGUGUAACUACAACGUGGUGUCCGUUAGUGAUGCAGACUCGAGCGAUUCCGACAGUUCAGAUGGGCAGAAGCUCAUAACCCCCAAACCGGAACGGACAGCUUGUUGA